Colletotrichum godetiae is the source of this 1289-nucleotide messenger RNA. RefSeq lists its product as uncharacterized. NCBI's taxonomy places the organism in Eukaryota, Fungi, Ascomycota, Sordariomycetes, Glomerellales, Glomerellaceae. The transcript is spliced from 3 exons. The record is from RefSeq and is a predicted model, not a curated record. The coding region runs from base 342 to 1067 and encodes 241 amino acids.
UUUCAGUUAACAAGCUCUCAUACGAGUCCAUAGGAGUCUUGGUCAGGAGUCAAACAUCGGCUGAGCGAAGCAAAGAAAACCUCGAUUCAUGGCGCGUCCAUGACGAGACAUUUCACGAAAUCAUUGGUACGAGCCCAUCGCUGGAUCUAAUACUGCAAAUCGACUCGUACCCCUUCGCUCACGAAGCCGGCGUAUUCAUUCCAUCAACCGGUGAACUAUUCGUCACCAGCAAUCAGUUCGCGGACAAAGAUGGCUCUAAGAAGGUCCAGAUUUCCAAAAUAACAUUACCCGUCUGUGGAAAGACUAUCAAGCUUGAAGAGAUCUCAUGUGCAGAAAUUGAGAUGGGCAACGGCGGCGUCAACUACGGCGAUGACAUUCUCUUCUGUGCUCAAGGCUCAGUGACACAGCCUAGCGGUCUGUUUAAGAUGUCAAGAUCGCCACCGUAUACGACUGAACCGGUCAUCACUACCUUCCAUUCUCGGCUCUUCAACUCCGUCAACGAUGUUGUGAUCAGCAAAGAUGGAAGCAUAUGGUUCACUGAUCCGCCUUACGGUCAUGCGCAGGGUUACCGCCCUCCCGCGACCCUACCUAGCCAGGUCUAUCGCUUUGAUCCGGCGAGAUCCUCGAUCCGGGCCAUGGCGGACGGGUUUGGCAGACCAAACGGGAUUUGCUUCUCGCCUGACGAAACUACUGUCUAUGUAACAGACACCGAUCUUGUCCACGGCGAUGGUUCAAUAGACGGCAAUCGCGCUUCCACCAUAUAUGCCUUUGACGUUGAACAACGCCACGGACAGCCCUUGUUGCUGAAUCGAAGAUUAUUUGCAUUCGCCGAUGUCGGUAUACCAGACGGCAUCAAGUGCGAUAUGGAUGGCAACGUCUACAGCGGAUGCGGGGAUGGCAUUAACGUCUGGUCUGCAGGCGGUGUUCUACUUGGUCGUAUCCUCGUCGACGGCGGUGCCGCCAACUUUUGCUUUGGGCGCGGGGGCGAGCUUUUCAUACUCAACGAGCAUCGUCUUUGGAGAGCACAGUUGAGCAAGUCGGUCAAGGGUGCGCUUCUGGGAAUCUAGGAUUUUUGAUGGGUUGAUGCUCUGGUGUAAGCUGCCAUGGCUGCAUCGCGGUCAGUCACCUGAAAAUGGGAGCCGGAUCGGGAACAACGUCUUGUGGCGUGCAUCGUCGGAAGUCCGCCAGAUGAGGAUGGGUUGCAUAUAAGAACAUCAACCUUGGACAAAGGCACCAAUCAAAUUCUACGAAGCAACAAUAAUUUUACCAUUUGAUGGCGGAUUUGGAAC